AUGGAUCCCAAACUCAUCACUAUUUUCGGUGUUACUGGUAACCAAGGAGGGUCGGUCGCCCGUUCAUUGGUGAAGAACAAGGCAUUUAAUGUCCGGGGAAUCACCCGAAAUCUCGAGUCAGAGUCUAGCAAUGCGCUCAAGGCUCUUGGAGUAGAGAUGGUUCAAGCAAAUGGUUUCAAUCUUGAUCAGAUGAAAACCGCAUUCCAGGAUACUUGGGGUAUCUUCUUGAAUAUCAAUUCUGACGAUAAGAUAUUCGCAAACCAAGAUGGUCCUUCCGAGUUUGACAUGGGUAAAAUCAUUGUGGAUGCUGCGGCGGAAGCGGGAGUACAGCACAUUGUGUUCAGCUCGGGCCCUUCAUGCACCGAGAUGACCAACGGGAAGGUUUCUAUGAAAGCUAUGGACAUGAAAUACAAGAUCGAGCAAUACAUUAAAGAUCUUGAUGUCUUCAAGUCUGUGAUUCCUCUCGGAGCAGCCUGGUUUUUAGAAAACUUCUUGAGCAAAGAAGCUGCCCCAAUAUUUGGAGGGUUUCCUUUUUUCCCUAAUGAUUCUGGCUGUCUGUUCUUUCGCACUCCAUUCUGGGGUGGCAAGGAAGAUGUGCCCUGGAUAAGCAUCUCAGAUGAUUUCGGUGAUAUCGUGCAUGGUGCAUUCCUAGAUCCGGAAUCCUGGAACGGCCACUUCAUUCAUGUCCUUAGCGAUAUCCGCAGCUUCCCUGAGGCUGUAGCAGAUUUCCAAGAGGCAACAUGCCGUGAAGCAAGAUGGGUUCCCAUACUCCCAUCGUGGGAGGAAUUUGACACACAUGGCAUCCAUGAACUGGAAGAUGUUAAGCUCAUGUUCGGGUUUACGCAGAUUACGGGGGGGAUGUAUUUUGGAAGUCCAACCGAACGUGAGACGGCUCAGAAAUUGAAGAAGGCAACAGCAAUUGCAUUAGGAUAUCCAGAGGAUAAACACGCCCUGGCUUCCCUUAAGGACUGGUUCGCAGCUCGGUUCGGCAAUAAAGGCUAA
Messenger RNA from Penicillium manginii, 1002 nucleotides. Its product is annotated as NmrA/HSCARG family protein. The transcript has 3 exons. Bases 1 to 1002 code for a protein of 333 amino acids. The record is from RefSeq and is a predicted model, not a curated record. NCBI's taxonomy places the organism in Eukaryota, Fungi, Ascomycota, Eurotiomycetes, Eurotiales, Aspergillaceae.